Messenger RNA from Saprolegnia diclina VS20, 3076 nucleotides. RefSeq lists its product as hypothetical. Gene Ontology annotation, molecular function: protein binding. The transcript is spliced from 12 exons. NCBI's taxonomy places the organism in Eukaryota, Oomycota, Saprolegniomycetes, Saprolegniales, Saprolegniaceae. The coding region runs from base 11 to 2929 and encodes 972 amino acids. The record is from RefSeq and is a predicted model, not a curated record.
GGGAUAUUUGAUGCUUCGAAAGACUUCAGUGUUCGAAUCGCGAGCUACGAUGGUCGACGCAGCGAGACCGGCGACGAAGUCGGACGUCAACAUCUGGGCGGCGACGGUCGCCAACGACUAUGCAACCGUUGAGCGUCUCCUUCGCGAUGGCGUCGCAGCGAACGAGCGCAACUCGCUCGGUGAGACCGCGCUGCACCUCGCGGCCUCGCGCGGGUACGACGACCUCCUGAGCCUCUUGCUGCGCCACGGCGGUAGUCCGCAUCUGCACGACAAGGAGUCGGGCUACACGCCAUUGCAUCGGAGCCUCCUCCACGACCACAUCAACACCUCCUUGCUCUUGCUCAACGCCGGCGCGCACUUGACGGUCGAAGAAAGCAGCGCGGUCGUCGAUCACGAUGGCCUAGCGCCCAUGGACCUCCUCUCGACCAAGCUCAGCGCGACGUACCCGCAUCAGUUGGCUUCUGCGCGGGGUGGUGAAAUCUACACAUUUGGCAAAGUCGACUUCCAGCUCGGGUACCACCUGCCGCACGGCGACGAGCAAGUGAUGCCACGCCGGGUCAAGUUGCCACCGCAGACGGACAUUGUCCAGGUCGCCGCCGCGCGCUACCACACGCUGGUCGUCUCGUCGUCCGGCGACUGCUUCUCGUGGGGGUUUGGAAAAGGCGGUCGGCUCGGCACCGGCACCGAGUUCAACUGCAUCCACCCAGUGCCCGUGCAUUUUCCGCAGCGCGCCGUGCUCAAGGUGGCUGCCGGCGAAAACCACUCGCUCGCGCUCACCACCGGCGGCCAACUCUUUUCGUGGGGCUCCAACAGCUUUGGCCAGCUCGGGUUCCCGCUGAAACUCACGUCGGCCGCGAGUCGGCUCUCGCCCAAGCGCAUCGAUGCCUUCAAAGGCGUCGUCGUCGUCGAUAUCGCCGCGUCGUCCGUCCACUCGGUCGCCCUCACCGAGUCGGGUCAUGUGUUUACGUGGGGCAGCAACAAGAAAGGGCAGCUCGGCCGCAAGGACGGGUUUGGGACCGAUCAAGGCUUUUCGUCGCCCAAGCGCGUCGACGCGCUAUUGCCCAAUCAUGCGCACUCGGCGGUGCUCGGCGACGUCACGCACGUUGCCGCCGUCAAGGUGGCCGUGUCGUGCAACCACACGUGCGUCGUCCUCAACGUCGAGAAGGAAACGUCCGCGAUUGUGCAAGGCCAAGUGUGGCAGUGGGGCUACAACGCCUACUUUCCGUCCCAAGUCUUGCUGCGGCACGUCGCCAAGGAGAGCCGGCUCCGGCAGCACCACCACAACCUCUGGGUCCCGCGCUGCCAGCAGCACGCGAUCAGCAUCGCCGACAUCUCGUGCGCGGCGCAACACUCGAUCGGUCUCAGCACGGCCGGCAAUGUCUACACGUGGGGCCAUGGCCCCGGCGUCCAAACCCCGAGCAUCAACUACGUCCAACUCGCCCACCGCGCGGUGAGCGUCUGUGCCGCCAAAGAGCACUGCGCCGUCGUAUUGGCGACCGGCGAUGUGUACACGUGGGGCUGCGGCUCUCUCGGUCACGAAGGCCGCAACUGGCAGCCCGUGCCGAAGCGCGUGCCAAGGCUCAAGCGCGCGUCCGCCGUCGCCGCCGGGCCCCAGCACACGGUGGUUCUUGUGGCGCCCGACCGCCCGCAACUGGUGCCACCGGCAAACGAGGAGCUGCCGACACUGGCGUCGCUCUGUGAACAGUCGCUCGCGGCCCAGCUCUCGCUCGAGACGGUUGUCAAGACGUACAACCACGCCGACGCGAUUUACGCCACGGCGCUCGUGAGCGUCUGCAACGAGUUUGCGCGGCGCAACUUUGACGCAGUGCUCGACAUGGCCAAGGACCUCGAAGAGUUUCCCAUUUACCUCGACGAAGAGACCGCGCCGAGGGCGAGUGCAGCCGACGCCUUGACACCGCGCGCGCCAAGCAAGUCGAUGCGCAUGCCAGGCGCGACCAUGGCACCGCAUGAAGUCGAGAAGCGUCUCCGUACGCUCGGCAAGCGGCUGCGACAGAUCGACGACCUCGAGAAACUGGCUACCUGGACCGACGCCCAAGCGGAAAAGUUGGCCCGCAAGCCGUUCAUUCUCGACGAGAUCGACAUACUGGAGCGCCACUUGGAGAAGGUCCGGGCGACGCCUCCGCCACCACCACCCGUCGCGUCGCCAGAGAUCACCGUCGCGGAUGCCUCCGAGAUCCCGGACGUCGUCGAUACGAGGCCAGUGGCCUAUGCCCCGUCGCCCGAGGUUGUCAUUGUGGAUCCGGUGCCAACGCUCAAGGGCAAGCGAGAGUCACCAAGAGAAAAGGCGUCCAAAGCCCAUCACCCGACAGAGAUGGCGGCUCGCAAGCCAACAAAAGAAGCUCGCAAGACAGAGCCAAAGGCCAAGAAGACCAAAACCAAGUUUGUGCCACUCGAUACGUUCUUGUUGUCGACGCCGGCGCCGCCUCCGAUGCCCAAGGCCGUCGUGGCUCCCGUGUGGAACAGCCCACCACAGCAUCGACCUAUCAAUGCACCGAGUACUCCCGCCGCCAAGAGCGGCCCGACGUUUGCGCUCGAGGCCUUUGUAAAGACCAAAGGACCCAAAAAACCGGCGCCCAAGCAGCAGUCGCCCAUGUGGGGGGCAGUACCAGCGCCUGUCGCCGUGCCGUCGCUCACGGCCAUCCAGAGCUCGCAAGUUGUCGAAGUGACGCAAACGUGGAACCUCAAAGAAAACUCGUGGGGCCUCUGUCAAGAGGAGAACGUCAAGCUCGAGGACGUCCAGACGCUCGCCCUCAUCGAGAAGCUGCUCGCCGAAGACGCUGCGGCCUUGGCCGCCAUGCAACAACAACAUCAACCUCGACCCAAGACGACCAGUACCCACCGAUCCAAGACCAAGGCGAAUGCAUUUCGAACGAGUAAGAAGGCUAGUACGUCGACGCAAGCGGCCUAGUUGUCGUCGCUGGACGCUUGCGCCGCGAGGGCUUCCAUGGACGUCCGGACGACCUUGAUGAACGCGUCGCGCUGCUGCACUUCGUACGAGUUUUGCUUUUGAGUCUGGUCGUCGACCUUGUAAUAGAGCGUGACCAUGAGCGCAUUC